Molecule: messenger RNA, 5943 nt
Organism: Anguilla anguilla (European eel)
Lineage: Eukaryota; Metazoa; Chordata; Actinopteri; Anguilliformes; Anguillidae
Product: semaphorin-3E-like
Exons: 17
Coding region: 712-3063 (783 amino acids)
Biological process (GO): neural crest cell migration; axon guidance; negative chemotaxis
Molecular function (GO): chemorepellent activity; semaphorin receptor binding
Source: RefSeq, a predicted model, not a curated record
GCUGGAGUAGUCAGAGGGAAGAAGGGAGGAUUGCAGAGCGGCACGUGGAGCGCUAGUAUUUCCCGGAGCCGAGGGGAACAGAGCCAUCCACUGAAGCGGAGUGUCGGGGGCGGACGGCAGCCCAGCUGGAAAGGGCGGCGGGGUCUGGAACGGACAGAAGGCUUCUUCUCAUUACCAGGGGUGAAAGGUGAAGCGCAAGCCCAACUCUCAGGGCAGGCCAACUGGAGCGCGGGUCUGCCGCUAACUGAUAAACACACGCACGCGUGCGCACACACACACACACACACAGUCAUACGCACAUGCUCAUACCCACACACACACACAUACCCGCAUACACAGGAGGGCCGGAGCAGACCAGGAGGGGGGCUGUGGAAUGCCUCCUCCGUCCUCUGAAGUGUCAAGAGAAGCCAGCAAGGGCUGAUUCACAGUAUUUUGAGAAACUCUGACAGCGAGUGGAAACAGAACCUCCGGGAGGCUGAAUCACACAGGGACCAUUAGCCAAACCCAAGGGCUUCUUCCCCCUCUACCUCCCGGAUCCUCUGAGGUCAGCUCCAGAGCGCGACUCUCCUUGUACGCACGAGCAGUGUUUGAAAACCCCGUCCUCUUCAGAUGGACUAUGAGCAUGCCCAUGCUCACUGUAUGCAACUGAGUCUCCAUUGUAACUGAAGUCAAAGGAGCGCAAGGACACUUUGAAAAGGGACUUUAAGCAGGAUGGCCGCCGGAGAAAAGAAUCUGGUUCUGGUUUUGGGGCUGGUUCUGCUGCAGCUGUGGGUGAACAUGGGGAUCUCAACUCAAGCAGCCAGGAGCAGCCAUCCCAGACUGACGCUGUCUCACAAAGAGCUCUGGGACCUCAACAGAACGUGGGUGUUUCAUGGCCCGCAGGGGGCGCUAGACCUACAGACCAUGCUGCUGGAUGAGUACCAGGAGAGGCUGUUCAUCGGAGGUCGAAACGCCCUGUACUCCCUGAGCCUGGAGCAAAUUAACACGGAUUCUCGGGAGAUACACUGGCCCUGCACAGCAGCUCAAGAAGACGAAUGUCUAAUGAAGGGCAGAGAAAAGUCUGAAUGUGCCAACUACAUCAAGGUGCUUCACCAGUACAACAGGACACAUUUGCUGGCGUGUGGAACCGGGGCAUUCCACCCAGUCUGUGCUUUCAUCAGGGCUGGACGCUGGACUGAGGACAGACUGUUUUACCUGGAAGCCGAUCACAUCGAGAGUGGACGAGGAAGAUGCCCGUUUGACCCCAACAGUCCUUGUGUCUCCACUUUCUCAAGAGGAGAGUUGUACAUCGGACUUUACACAGAUUACUGGGAGAACGAUGCCGCGGUCUGCCGUCUGAACAAUCACAGCUACACCAGGACAGAGCGAGAUGACAGACAGCAGCUGAACGAGCCAAAGUUUGUUGGAUCGGUGGUCAUUCCAGACAAUGAUGACCAGGAUGAUGACAAAGUGUACUUCUUCUUCACUGAAAAAGCUGUGGAUAUUGAAAGUGGGAACAAUGCUGUUUACACCAAGGUGGCAAGAGUCUGUGCGAAUGAUCUGGGGGGCCAAAGGAUGCUGGUGAACAAGUGGAGCUCUUUCAGCAAGACCCGUCUGAUCUGUUCUGUCCCUGGCCCCAAUGGGAUCGACACUCACUUUGAUGAGUUGGAGGACGUGUUUGUGCUGAAGAAGAAGGACGAGAAGAACCCGGAGAUCUUCGGCCUGUUCAGUACCACCAGUAACAUCUUUAAGGGCUAUGCUGUGUGUGUCUACCACAUGGACCACAUCCGGGCAGCUUUCAACGGACCUUUUGCCCACAAAGACCGCCCAGAGCAUCACUGGACAGCCUUCGAAGGCAGGGUCCCUUUCCCAAGACCGGGAUCGUGCGCCAGCAAGGUGAACGGAGGCCAGUACUCCAGCUCCAAGGAGUACCCGGACGAGGUGCUGCGCUUCGCCCGCGACCACCCCGUCAUGUUCCAGCCCGUGCACCCGCUGCACCGCCGGCCCGUCCUGCUCCGCACCAACGGGGAGAGGAGGCUCACUCAGGUGGCGGUGGACCGCGUGGAGGCCCAGGACGGCCACUACGAUGUGCUUUUCAUCGGAACGGAUAACUCUGUUGUGUUGAAAGUGAUCACUAUUUACAAAAAAGAGACUGAUACGGUAGAGGAAUUGCUUCUGGAGGAACUUCAUGUUUUCAAGGUUCCUGUUCCAAUAACUGAAAUUAUAAUCUCAGCUAAAAGGCAACAGCUGUACGUGGGGUCAGAGUUCGGCGUGGCCCAGGUGAAGGCUCACCAGUGCGACCUGUACGGGUCGGCAUGUGCGGACUGCUGCCUGGCACGCGACCCCUACUGUGCCUGGGAUGGGGUGACCUGCUCCAGGUACUACCCGGCUGGGAUCCAUACCAAAAGACGCUUCAGAAGACAAGAUGUUCGUCAUGGAAACGCCGCACAGCAGUGCAACGGCCUUCAGAUGAAUGGAGAGCAGCCCCAGAAAGUAGAGGAGAAGUCAGUGUAUGGGGUAGAGAACAACAGUACUCUUCUUGAAUGCAGUCCAAGAUCGCCGCUGGCUAAAGUCCACUGGUUUAUACAAAGAAGCACUGACAAGGAAGAGGUGAGAGCAGAUAACAGGGUAGUGAAGACACUGCACGGCCUCCUCUUCCUCAAACUGCGCAAGAUGGAUGCCGGCACCUACCUCUGCCAGUCCGUGGAACACGGCUUUAUCCAAGAUGUGGCGCGGAUCGCGCUGGAGGUCCUGGAGGAGGAGCGCGUGGAGGAGCUUUUCCACAGGGCGGAGGAUGCGGAAGAGGAAGGGGGAGGCGGCCAGCACAAGGCGCCGCACUGCCCCGUUCCCAUGCUCCCUCAUGGCUCCACCUCCAAGCUCUGGUACAAGGACUUCCUCCAGCUCAUUGGCUACAGCAAUUUCCACAAGGUGGAGGAAUACUGCGAGAGGGUGUGGUGCUCAGACAGGAGGCGCAAGAAGCUCAAGUCCCUGCAGCCCAAAUGGAGGUUCCCGCACUCGCAGGAGAGGCGAGGGAGGGCGCGGGGGGACCACCACCGCACGCCGAGGCACGCCCUGGUCACCUGAGAAACGCUCACCUCUCGCAGAACAAUAGAGCUUUUUUCCCUUUCAGUUGAACGGCACAGAACAAAGCAACGAUGCGACCUUUGGAAACAGAGCGGACAGAAUCUUGCUUUGUUAUUGGAUUCAGAUGGACUCAUCACUUAAGAAGUGCAAGCUGUGUAUGUGUUUAAAACCACUGUUUAGAGAAAUACGCAAUGUUGUAUGCGCAUAUAUAUAUUUUAGUCCGGUACCUGUUUAAAUUAUUGUAAUAUCAACUUGUGAUGUGACUGACGUACUAAUUUUGAAGUGUUCUCAUUAUCUAAAACUGGAAACAUACUGUAGUACUGUUCGAGAUUUUAAUGUAAUUGUGAGGCUUUCUCUCUAUGCUUAUGUAUUGGUAGCGUCAUGUGCCCACACUGUACCCUGUCUGAUGGCUCCCCUUAGCUGAUGGACAUUGCAUAACACCUCAAAACCUUUGUGGACAUCAAUCCAUGAAGUUUGAAAUAAGCUGUCACUUUGUUUUGUACAAUAACGUCAAAUGUAUCUUCAACAGAAAUGCCUGCAAAAGAAUAUUUUAAUUGAUGUAUAAAGCAAUUGACUGAAUGAACUGGGAGACAUGGCAUGGUAUUGCUGUAACGCAGGUAUGAAGUACCAAGUUGUAUUUUAGUGAUUGACACUUGGUCUGCUAUCUGAAACAGCAAUGCUCUGUCUGGUAGUUAUUAUGUAUGUUCAAUCAUUUUCCAGUUAUUUGUUAAUUUCAAAUUAAAAUUAACCUCAAAUCUCACUGUAAUAUGCAGGAAAGGAAAAAAAAUUCUGAAAGCCAGACGCCUUCAUCUCAAUUCUCCUACUGAGAUGUGAGCUCAAUAUUGUUCUUUUAGUUGGAAAAGCUCCACCCAAGUAACAAGAGAUGGACUGAACUGUUAAAUAUAUAAUUUUUUAUAUUAUAGUCAUGAUCCAGAUCUAGAUUAAUUGCGUACACGUCGACGAUUGCAUUUAUGAUUAAUGCAUAAUCCCCACCCAUGCAUGUCUGGAGACUCUCCACUGCCUUGCAGCUGUAAUCUAAGACACAGGUAUUCAGUGUUUAUUCAGACUGUCCACACUGCUGGCAUUCCACUAUCCAGCUUGAAUUAUCUAACAAUGCUGUAGGUCGGCUGAAUAAUUACCCACGCGGAAACCAAUCAGGGAUGUCAGAAAUUGGUCUGAGGAGAAACAAUAAUACUAGUGACAUCUACACACCGCUGGUGAUAUAGAAAAAUGUACUGAUGUGGAAAGGCAGUCACACAUUUUCCUGCUUAUGUCUGUGACACGUUCCAUUAGAACCAGGGAGCUCAAGUUAUUCCUGCGAUAGACACCCCCUCCUUCCCCCCAAACGUUCAGGUGCUUUGUAUUUUUGUAUUUACACGAACUGCAUUUUGUUCCUAAUGAUUCUUCGGUCACACCAUUUCCUUACUUCUGUUCUGUCAUCCAGAACCCAUUUCCAGCUUUUUAUAAAUAUCGCUCUCUGGCUCUUUUCCCGGGAGCUCCCUGUUGCGCAUCGGAUUUCAAACCUGUGAACCUGCCGUUUUCGGCAAACUGAGAAUGCCAUUCCUCUUCAGCAGCGUAUAAAUAAUUGCCAUUAAAGAUGCUUAAUCGUCUUUGAAAGUGUCACCUUUCCUGUGCUGUGGCUAAUACGCCUCGGCCCUGGCCACACUCAUAUCCACAUGGCAGACGGCUCACGGAAGCUAGCGGUCGCCUGCGCGUUGCUGGUAGCAAUAAGGUAAACAGCGGGAGGCCCGGCUUUCCUGGGAGCAGGUUAUCUUCCAUGUCAUGUUCAUUUUAGUGCUACAUUACAUAUAAGAAACAGAGCUUGUACUCAUUCACUGUGAAAUUGAAAGUCAAAUGCAGGGCAGCAGUGUCAUCUGUGGUAAAUCCACUGGCCAGUGAAUGAAAGAAACAGGCUGGCAAGCACACAGCUCCUGGUCAUGGCUAUUGUAUUGAUCCAUUUGUAUUAUGAGCGAUAAAAGACCAAGGCUUCGUAAGACUAUUGUAGGGGGGAUGUGUCUGGUUAUGUCAAACCUUUAUCAACCAAAAUUGCCUGUAAAUUGUAUAACACAAGUAUAAUAGUACCUGAUUGCAUUUGAAAGCCAUUAGUCAUUUAUCUGUUUAUAUUCUAUAUAAAAUCAUCCUAGGUCUAAAUAAGUAGACCUAGGAUGGCACUGAAAAAUCCUUGCUCAACAUUAAAAAACACACAAGCCUUGAUAGUGGCAUGACAAGUUCAGUGAGUGCAGUAAUCUAUUUUCUCCCUAGUCAUAGUUUUUUCUGAUAAAAGUAAAACAGGAAAAAAGACACUCAUUUUGAGAUUGUCUUAUGGAUGAGGAGUUGCAUUAGCAGCUGAAAAUGAUAAGGGGUGAACACAUUUCAAUUUUAACCGGGCAAAUUUGACAGAGUCCUGUGUUUUUAAUUUAAGCACAAUUAUAUCCUCAAUAUAUUCUCAAAAACCAUAUGCUUGAUAAAGAUGUGUUUUCUUUGUAUUUUAUCCUUUGUUAUGGACAUAAAUGUGCAGACCUGGUGUUAAACAUGGACCUUGUGUUUGUUUGCUUCACCUCCCUUGAUUCGGAGAAUGGCAGUUUCAUCGUUGUGUAUGGCAUUUGUCAAAAAACCUUGAACUGGUGUUGAGAUAAAGCUUCUUUAUUGUGCAGUAUCUGCAGUGUGACAAGCCACCUUGAAAACAAAGUGAAAACACCCUCCAAAUAUUUUAAAUCCAUAAACUCUAUUUAUGGAGUAUGAAAUCUUGCCUAUAUUUUGAACCAUUUCAAAUUUUUGUUAUUGUAUGUAUUUGCACCGGUGUCAGUAACAUAAUUUAUGGGCUCAAAUUGUUUUUGAGUGCGCUUAAGUAAAAAUUAUAAUAUGCACUUAAAAUGGAAA